AUUACCUGAAGCAUUCCUAUCCAGGUAGCAGAAAUGGAAAGAUCGCGAACGGCUCGCCGCGGCCGGCCACAAAUUCAAGAUGGACAGACCGUCGUCGAUAUUCAGCAGGUCAGUCGGGCCGGGCCUAACAGAGGGACCAUACUUCGCUUCGCUAAACAAAGCUAAUAAGGGCAUAGCCGCCUGAGAAGAAAAGGCUACGGAUGCGCCUUGCACAGAGGUCGUACCGUGCGCGGAAAGAAGAAGCACAACAAUUAGAAAGGAUCCGAGGUGAAGAGCUUAGCAGUGCUCUUGAUAACGCAUUUGAAAUUUUUUCCACGCUCCAUGAUCGUAUUCUUGAUACCCCGCAGAUACGAAAUUCACCGGAUAUUCUCUUCCAUUUGAACGACGCCGCCAGACGAAUGACUGCCAUUGCAUCUAGCAGGGGCAAGUUCUUACCCUUGUCACAUGGUGUGAUGAAUUCAAGCCAAAUUUCUACUGAACAAGCACAUGAAACGAAGAGUCGACCAACUACAACUGGUGUGCUUAGAGAACGAGACAAAGCGUGGAGUCCGCCGCUUUCACUUCAAGAGCGGCUGGCUCCAGGCCAGUUAGUUACCGGUGAUUCCAGGGUUAUGGUCAUAUCUCUAUGGACCAAUACCUCCAAUCGGAUCCCAAUGCCAGCCAGGAUUAUUCGAGCCUGCUUCAAGCGUGCGGUAACUAUCUUAUCUGAUAGCACGGUGCAUGGGAACCAACCAUCGGCUUUAGCUCUUCCUCUUCGCUUGCUAGGAAGGGACACACUAAUGGCAAAUUCUUUGCAAGGUCUGGAAUCAUUUCAUCCUUCCGUGGCUGAUAUCCUAUAUCCGUUACACUCCGCUCCCAGGCAACCGCAUAUGUACCGCGUCGUUGAAGGCGGGACCAGGACCGUGCGAAGAGCACCAGCUCCGUUGGUGCAGCAGAUAGAGAGAGGUAAAACAAGGACAAUACUAGACACGAGUUUUGCACCACUCCGAGGAGAAUGGCUCGAAGCCGUGGAUGUGGAGGAGUACCUGGAAGACCGAGGAAUCUAUGUGCGAAACGCUGUCGGGAACGGCACGACAUCGAGCGAAGAGACUUCGUAUGAAAAGCUCUUCCCAGACAUCGAGCAGGAUAUACCCAUACUCACUCCGUUAGGUUCUGUGCCUGGAAAAGAAUUAGCCUUGACCAUCAACGGUAGUACUCCCUCGCAACUAGGUAGCAUGGAGCGGUCCCCUUCUGUCUCUUUAUCGGCGGAUUUCCAUGGGCACGAGCCUUCAGACUAUUCCGUCUUCGGGCUUCCGAGGCCGAGACAAUGGCGCUCUAACAACAGCCAACACCUCUCAACCGCUAUGACAGGUGUUCCCUCAACUGACGUAUCGAGUGCCCCGCUGUUGAACUUUAAGCCUCAGGACGCCCAGGUUCCUACGAAAGCCUCCCGAAUCCACGUCAAUCUUGAUAAGCUAGUGCAUCUCCUCGCGGAAAACGCUAUGUGCCUUGGCCCCGUCCCCGGGAUUAGGAAGGCUGCCGUGGAUGCCUCGAUUCGGGGGUCUAUCAUUUUGGCUUGAAAUUAUAUAUCGUUAUUCCUAAAAUAAUUUUGUAACGCAAGUGGACGUUAAGGUGCUUUGGCCACUGCAAAAUCUUAGGCUACGUACGUGUAGUCGAU
Messenger RNA from Aspergillus alliaceus, 1657 nucleotides. RefSeq lists its product as uncharacterized. Bases 201 to 1559 code for a protein of 452 amino acids. Lineage: Eukaryota; Fungi; Ascomycota; Eurotiomycetes; Eurotiales; Aspergillaceae. The record is from RefSeq and is a predicted model, not a curated record. The transcript has a single exon.